Drosophila suzukii is the source of this 8480-nucleotide messenger RNA. NCBI's taxonomy places the organism in Eukaryota, Metazoa, Arthropoda, Insecta, Diptera, Drosophilidae. The record is from RefSeq and is a predicted model, not a curated record.
UCUACCGGUUCCACAGCACUCGGCGCGAGGAUGCGGGCAGCUAUCAGUGCAUUGCCAGAAAUGAUGCCGGAUCCAUAUUCAGCGAGAAGAGUGACAUUGUCGUUGCCUACAUGGGCAUCUUUGAGAACACCACCGAGGGUCGACUGACUGUGAUUAGUGGUCAUCCUGCCAUUUUCGAUAUGCCAGCCAUUGAAUCCGUGCCCGUGCCAUCGGUUAUGUGGCAAUCGGAGGACGGACCUCUGAUCUAUGACAUAAAGUACGCCUUCACCCAGGCAAAUCAGCUGGUCAUCCUGAGUGCCGAUGAAAACGAUCGCAAGGGAUAUCGGGCCAAGGCAAUCAACACGCAGUUGGGCAAAGAGGAGAGUAGCGCCUUUCUCUAUCUGAAUGUCAGUGGAGAUCCGAAUAUUGAGGUGGCUCCGGAGAUCAUAGUUCGUCCGCAGGAUGUUAAGGUUAAAAUGGGAACCGUAGUGGUUGAACUGCAGUGUAUUGCGAAUGCCAGACCUUUGCACGAGCUGGAAACCCUUUGGCUGAAAGAUGGAAUUGCUGUGGAAACGGCCGGAGUGAGGCAUAACCUAAAUGAUCCCUGGAAUCGAACUCUGGCCCUGUUGCAGGCGAAUAGCUCACAUUCCGGUGAAUAUACCUGCCAGGUGCGAUUGCGCAGUGGCGGUUAUCCGCCGGUUAGUGCUUCGGCUCGCCUCCAAAUUCUCGAACCACCCGUCUUUUUCACACCCAUGCGAGCGGAAACCUUUGGGGAAUUCGGUGGACAAGUGCAGCUGGCCUGUGAUGUGGUUGGUGAACCCACGCCCCAGGUCAAGUGGUUCCGAAAUGCCGAAUCUGUGGAUCCACACAUUGAAAGCGGAAGAUACUCGCUGAACACGGAUAAUACGCUGGUAAUUAAGAAGCUAAUCCUGGAUGAUGCCGCAAUGUUUCAGUGUCUGGCCAUCAACGAAGCGGGGGAGAACUCGGCAAGCACCUGGCUGCGCGUAAAAACAAAAACGGCCAAGAUCCGCGUGAAGCGUUUGGCCCAGCCGCGAAUCCUGAGGGUAAGAGCUUCGCAUGCUGGCGUGGGAUCGGAAAAGGGAUCGGGAUCGGGAUCAGGUUCCUCCGGUAGACGCAAGGAGUUUCGCUUUGCAUCGGCUCCAAUUAUGGAGUCACCGCCCCAGAAUGUGACUGCUCUGGAUGGCAAGGAUGCUACUAUAUCCUGCCGGGCAGUUGGAUCUCCCAAUCCGAAUAUAACCUGGAUAUACAAUGAGACCCAACUGGUGGAUAUAUCCAGCCGGGUGCAGAUACUCGAAUCGGGCGACCUGCUCAUCUCGAACAUCCGAUCCGUGGACGCGGGUCUAUAUAUCUGCGUGCGGGCCAACGAGGCGGGCAGCGUCAAGGGCGAGGCCUAUUUGAGUGUUUUGGUGCGGACACAAAUCAUCCAGCCGCCGGUGGACACAACGGUGCUACUUGGCCUGACGGCCACUCUGCAGUGCAAGGUGUCCAGUGAUCCAAGUGUUCCGUACAACAUCGACUGGUAUCGCGAGGGUCAGUCGUCGACGCCCAUCAGUAAUUCGCAGCGCAUUGGGGUCCAGGCGGACGGGCAGCUGGAGAUCCAGGCGGUUCGGGCCAGCGAUGUGGGAAGUUAUGCCUGUGUGGUCACCUCUCCCGGGGGAAAUGAGACGCGGGCCGCCCGCCUCAGUGUCAUCGAGCUCCCGUUCCCGCCCAGCAACGUGAAGGUGGAACGACUGCCGGAGCCGCAACAGCGCAGCAUCAACGUAUCCUGGACACCGGGAUUCGAUGGCAACAGUCCAAUAUCCAAAUUUAUUAUCCAGCGACGUGAGGUCUCCGAAUUGGAAAAAUUCGUAGGUCCAGUCCCAGAUCCUCUGCUCAACUGGAUCACCGAGCUGAGCAAUGUCUCGGCGGAUCAACGAUGGAUCCUGCUCGAGAACCUCAAGGCCGCCACCGUCUAUCAGUUUAGGGUUAGUGCCGUAAAUCGCGUGGGCGAGGGUUCUCCAUCGGAACCCAGUAAUGUCGUCGAACUGCCCCAAGAAGCUCCUUCCGGUCCACCGGUGGGAUUUGUUGGAUCCGCUCGGUCCAUGUCGGAGAUUAUUUCUCAGUGGCAACCGCCCUUGGAGGAGCAUCGCAAUGGUCAGAUCCUUGGCUAUAUCCUGCGGUAUCGCCUAUUUGGGUACAACAAUGUUCCCUGGUCCUAUCAGAAUAUUACCAACGAAGCGCAGCGCAACUUUCUGAUUCAAGAACUGAUCACCUGGAAGGAUUAUAUUGUCCAGAUUGCAGCAUACAACAACAUGGGCGUGGGUGUUUACACCGAGGGUUCCAAGAUCAAGACCAAGGAAGGAGUACCAGAAGCGCCGCCCACGAAUGUGAAAGUGGAGGCCAUCAACUCGACGGCGGCCCGAUGCCGAUGGACACCACCGAAUCCGCAACAGAUCAAUGGCAUCAAUCAGGGCUAUAAGAUUCAGGCCUGGCAACGUCGACUGAUCGAUGGCGAGUGGAAGGACAUUGAGAGACGCAUGAUGACGGUGCCACCGAGUCUGAUUGAUCCACUGGCGGAACAGACGGCCAUUCUGGGAGGUCUUGAGAAGUACACCGAAUACAAUAUCAGUGUGCUAUGCUUCACAGAUCCCGGCGAUGGUGUAGCCAGUAUUCAAGUGCCGGUGAUGACCCUGGAUGAUGUGCCCGACGAGGUCACUGCCCUGCAUUUCGACGAUGUCUCCGAUCGGUCGGUAAAAGUUCUCUGGGCACCGCCACGCUUUACAAACGGUAUCCUCACGGGUUAUACGGUUCGCUACCAAGUCAAGGAUCGCCCGGAUACCCUGAAAUCCUUCAAUCUGACAGCGGACGAUACUGAGUUGACGGUGAAUCAAUUGCAGGCCACCACCCAUUAUUGGUUCGAGAUCUUCGCUUGGACGCGCGUGGGUAGUGGAACCCCAAAAACAGCCACCAUUCAGAGUGGUGUAGAACCAGUUCUACCACAUGCACCCACUAGUCUGGCCCUCUCCAAUAUCGAAGCCUUCUCCGUUGUGCUACAGUUCACUCCCGGUUUUGAUGGAAACUCCAGCAUUACCAAGUGGAAGGUCGAAGGUCAGACGGCCAGGAAUAUGACAUGGUUCACUAUUUGCGAGAUCAACGAUCCCGAUGCGGAGACUUUGACCGUCACUGGUUUAGUGCCGUUCACCCAAUACAGGCUAAGAUUGAGUGCCAGCAAUGUGGUUGGAAGUUCGAAACCCUCCGAGGCAACCAAAGAUUUCCAGACCAUCCAGGCCAGGCCCAAACAUCCACCAUUCAAUGUGACCGUGAGGGCAAUGAGUGCUCAGCAACUGCGAGUUCGUUGGAUACCAUUGCAACAAACCGAGUGGUAUGGAAAUCCCCGGGGAUAUAAUAUAUCCUACAAGCAAUUGGUAAAAGCUCCCGGAACCAUAAAAUACCUACCACGAUCGGUGGUAAUCGAAGAUCAUACGGCCAACUCGCAUGUGUUGGAUGGUCUGGAGGAGUGGACACUGUAUGAGGUGAAAAUGAAUGCCUGCAAUGAUGUCGGUUGCUCCAAGGAGAGUGAGACGGCCGUGGAGAGAACUCGCGAGGCGGUUCCAAGCUAUGGACCACUGGAUGUCCAGGCCAAUGCCACAACAUCCACCACAGUCGUCGUGCAAUGGGGUGAAGUGCCGCCACAGCAUAGAAACGGUCAGAUCGAUGGCUACAAGGUGUUCUAUGCCGCCACGGAUCGGGGACAACAGGUGCUGCAUAAGACGAUACCGAAUAAUGCCACAUUCACCACAACCUUGACGGAACUCAAGAAGUUCGUGGUCUAUCAUGUUCAGGUUCUGGCCUACACGAGAUUGGGCAAUGGUGCUCUGAGCACUCCACCCAUUCGCGUUCAGACCUUUGAGGAUACCCCGGGUGUGCCAUCGAAUGUGAGUUUCCCCGACGUCACCCUGACCAUGGCUCGCAUCAUUUGGGAUGUGCCCAUGGAUCCCAAUGGAGAGAUCUUGGCCUAUCAGGUCACCUACACCCUGAAUGGCAGUGCCAUGUUGAACUACAGUCGAGAGUUCCCGCCCUCCGAUCGGACAUUCCGAGCCACUGGUUUGCUUCCGGAGAAGUAUUACAGCUUUAGUUGCACGGCUCAAACGCGCCUGGGAUGGGGUAAAAUAGCCACUGCACUGGUUUACACCACCAAUAACCGGGAAAGACCUCAGGCCCCGUCGGUUCCACAAAUAUCACGCAGUCAAAUACAGGCUCAUCAGAUCACCUUCAGUUGGACACCGGGAAGAGAUGGCUUCGCACCACUUCGUUACUACACGGUGGAGAUGCGCGAGAAUGAGGGCAGGUGGCAACCACUCCCGGAGAGAGUGGAUCCUUUGCUGAGUUCCUACACAGCUCUUGGGCUGAGACCCUAUAUGACGUACCAGUUUCGUAUCCAGGCCACCAAUGAUCUGGGACCCUCGGCCUUCAGUCGCGAAAGUGUGGUUGUGAGAACUUUGCCCGCUGCUCCGGCAGUCGGAGUUGGAGGCCUGAAGGUCGUCCCCAUCACCACCACUUCGGUGAGGGUACAGUGGAGUGCUCUGGAAACAGGCAUGUGGAAUGGUGAUGCCGGAACCGGUGGCUAUAGAAUUCUUUACCAACAACUCUCCGAUUUCCCAACCGCCCUGCAGUCAACACCCAAAACCGAUGUGCAUGGCAUCAAUGAGAACAGUGUGGUGCUGUCGGAUCUUCAACAGGAUCGCAACUAUGAGAUUGUGGUGCUACCCUUUAAUUCCCAAGGUCCUGGACCUGGCACGCCCCCAGCAGCGGUUUAUGUGGGCGAAGCGGUGCCCACCGGAGAACCGAGAGCCGUAGAUGCAGCGCCCAUUUCCAGCACCGAAGUUAGAUUGCUAUGGAAGCCACCAAAGCAGAGCAUGCAGAAUGGAGAUAUCCUGGGCUACAAGAUCUACUACUUGGUCACCUACUCACCGCAAGCCUUGGAGCCCGGCCGCAAGUGGGAGGAGGAAAUCGAGGUGGUAUCGGCCACGGCCACUUCGCACAGCCUGGUGUUCCUUGACAAGUUUACCGAAUAUCGCAUCCAAUUACUGGCCUUCAAUCCGGCCGGAGAUGGACCAAGAUCUGCACCUAUUACUGUGAAAACACUGCCAGGAGUACCAAGUGCUCCACUCCACCUUAGAUUUUCGGAUAUCACAAUGCAGAGCUUGGAGGUAACCUGGGAUCCACCAAAGUUCCUCAACGGUGAGAUCCUGGGAUACUUGGUCACCUACGAAACCACCGAAGAGAAUGAGAAGUUUAGCAAGCAGGUGAAACAAAAGGUAUCCAAUACAACACUUCGCGUCCAGAAUCUCGAGGAGGAGGUAACCUAUACGUUUACCGUCCGUGCUCAAACGUCCGUGGAUUACGGGCCGGGUGUGAGUGAGAAUGUGACGACAGGACCCCAAGAUGGUUCACCAGUAGCGCCUCGUGAUCUCAUCCUGACAAAGACGCUGUCCAGCGUCGAGAUGCACUGGAUCAAUGGGCCAUCGGGUCGGGGACCCAUUCUGGGCUACCUUAUCGAGGCCAAAAAGCGAGACGAUUCCCGUUGGACGAAAAUCGAGCAGACUAGGAAGGGCAUGAUGCAGGACUUUACGGUCAGCUAUCACAUCCUGAUGCCCUCCACUGCGUACACAUUCCGGGUGAUUGCCUACAAUCGCUAUGGCAUCUCGUUCCCUGUGUACUCCAAGGACUCCAUCCUGACGCCCUCGAAACUUCACCUAGAAUAUGGUUAUCUGCAGCACAAACCCUUCUAUCGGCAAACUUGGUUCAUGGUCUCACUGGCGGCCACAUCGAUAGUGAUCAUAGUAAUGGUCAUUGCAGUACUGUGUGUCAAGAGCAAGAGCUACAAAUAUAAACAGGAGGCCCAGAAGACUCUGGAGGAAUCCAUGGCCAUGUCCAUUGACGAGCGACAGGAGCUGGCUCUGGAGUUGUACCGCUCUCGUCACGGCGUUGGAACCGGCACCCUCAACAGUGUGGGCACUCUGCGCAGCGGCACCUUGGGCACCCUGGGCAGGAAGUCCACCAAUCGCCCGCCGCCGGGCGUCCAUCUCGGCAAGAGUCCGCCACGCCCCUCGCCCGCCUCCGUGGCCUAUCACAGCGACGAGGAGAGCCUGAAGUGCUACGACGAGAAUCCGGACGACAGCAGUGUGACCGAGAAGCCCUCGGAGGUGAGCAGUUCGGAGGCAUCGCAGCACUCGGAAAGCGAAAACGAGAGCGUGCGCAGCGAUCCGCACUCCUUUGUGAAUCACUAUGCCAACGUGAAUGACUCGCUGCGGCAAUCGUGGAAGAAGACCAAACCGGUGCGGAACUACUCAAGCUACACCGAUUCGGAGCCGGAGGGCAGUGCAGUGAUGAGCCUCAAUGGUGGCCAGAUUAUCGUCAAUAAUAUGGCCAGAUCGAGGGCACCACUGCCCGGCUUCUCGUCGUUCGUCUGACAAUCAACCGAGUUCUAAGAUCUAAGCACCAGUAGCAACGGCACCGUCAUCCGCGAGACCUUUGUCUAGGGAUUCAAGCCUCCUUGAAGCUUAAAAUCUUGAAGGCCUGAAGGAUGGAGGAGAGGACAAGGGGACAAGGGGAUCCGGAGAAGGAAGACGGAGCUGGGGGCUCGGCUGGGGGCGAAUCGAAACAUUGGAGAUGGACGACACGACACCCACAUCCACAUAUCAGACUGAUCCAGCAACUCCAGGCCUCAGCCCCUCCAGCUCUCCGACGAUGCGCUGCUACAGGGAUAUACAUAUUAUACUAUAUAUAUACCAGACAUUCGGUUAGGUUACCCUGUAUGCAUUUAGUUUUAGUUUCUAGUUACGAGAGAUCUGAGAUUUGCGAGCAUUUUGUGUGCCUUUUACCUUGGGUUGUGUAUUGUAUCGUUUGAACUAGAUACCUUUGUCUUUUAUGCGUAUAUCUUUUAAUCCUAUUGAAUCUGUAUUGAUUUUUGUUUACAAUGAAACACAUUUUAAUUUUUAAAGCGGACAACGCAAUCCAGUGUGAAAGGCACAUUAGUUUUAGCCUGUGUUUCCCAGCAUGACUCUGCUCCUAUUUUUUAGUAUUUAUUUUUGUGCAGUGUACAGUGUGAGUGCGAUGCCGUCUGCCACGCCUCCAAACAAUGGCAUUUAUCGGAUGGGGCGCGAUAAAUCGAAUCCGAAUCCUGUGAUAAACCGAUUCGUCGCGCCGCCUUUAAGUUUUUCAAAUGAUUUCCAAGUGUGUUCAGCGCGUGGCAGGCAGCUUGAACUUUGAGUGACUGUGAGUGUGAGUGAUUUACGCGUUUAGUCUGGCGCAAUCUCAUUAUAUUUAAAACGAAAAACGAAAAAGUUAUGUUUUAUGUUUAUUUUUUUUUGCGUGUGCGAUUGAAGCUAGAAAAUCUGGAAGUUUGAAGGCGAGGACGAGACACCGAUGCAAUCGGUGGUCCAACUAGAAGAAACCAUGAGAAAAAGUUCACGAGAAACACAAAAAGAAAAAGAACCCAUAAGGAAAUAUGCAAGCAAAAAAACAAAAUUCUAUCUUAUAAGCAAAGAUAAAUGUAUUUUUUUUUUGGGAAAGGCAAAAAGAAGAAGGCUAUAGCUAUGGGAAUGAGCAGAAUAUGUCAAGAUGACGGCUUAGGAUACGUAUAUUCAUCAGAUAUAUUGAUAGGCCAUAUUAAUGCAAUUUCUUUACCACAUAAGCCCACAAACGAAAGCAACUGUAACACACAAAGCAAACAAACAAACAAACGAGCAAACAUGCAUUUCUGCAGACCUGCAACAAACACAAACAAACAAACGAAAGAAAGAUUCUUUUCGAGCGCAUGCGCAGCAGACUUAGCACUAAGUACGAUAAGUACGAUCUUCUUAGGUAGUAAGACUAAUUUUUUUUUGUUAGUUGGGGCCUAGUUCCUCCGGGGGGACUACGCCCUGGUACUCUAGCUCGUAACUCUUUAAUUGUUCAACCCCCGACGCUUAGGUGUAAUCGUACUCGUAAUUGUAAUUGUAUUUGAAUGCAGUUUAUAUUUAUGACUAUAUUUAUAUAUCGAUGUAUACAUGUAUAUCUAAAAAACUUAAACGACUGAUUAUAUAUUUUCCCCCGAUUAGUUGUAUACUUAACUCCUUUUUUGUACUUGUACUACCUAUGCAUUAACUACGUUUAGACCACUUUGGCGCCCGCUGAAAUGAAAUCGCAAGCUAAUUUCAACUUCAAAGACUCGAAGCACAAGUUCAUCUAGUUAAGUAAAUGUAAUUGUAAUUGUUGAAUUGAUGAAGGAUCGUCCUCCACUAUUUGAGGGGCAAGUCGUUUGAUGUGGAGGAGCGACUCCAGAAAUGGAGGAAUGAUGGAUGGAUAUGGAGAUGGCGGAGCUCAAGGAUCUUGGCUCGGGGCUAGUUGAAACCGUGCAGCAAGCGCAAAGUAUUAGAAUAUUGAUAAAUACAAUUUAAAUGUGUAAAUGUAAUUGAUGGAGCAUACGAAUAUGAAUCAAUAAAAGAACAUGAAAUCAA